Messenger RNA from Strongylocentrotus purpuratus (purple sea urchin), 1448 nucleotides. Its product is annotated as histidine-rich glycoprotein. Lineage: Eukaryota; Metazoa; Echinodermata; Echinoidea; Camarodonta; Strongylocentrotidae. The coding region runs from base 148 to 594 and encodes 148 amino acids. The transcript has 5 exons. The record is from RefSeq and is a predicted model, not a curated record.
AUAAAUAUCUCUCAUUUCUUCAUGCCAGUUCAUUCAGUGAGGACCGACUGACAGAGCUAUAUUAUUAUCAGCAUUUAGCGAAGUUUUUUAACAACAUCUUGGAAAGUUUUUUUUAUUUGAAUUGUUUGGAAGCAAGGAGACGUCACCAUGUCACACUACCAUCAUAGAAAAGAGAACCAAGCACUGAGGCAAGAGGACAAAGCAGUGCGCCAGGAGGAAAGAUUACAUAACAGAGCUGUCAAUCAACUCUUGAAAGGAAACAUUGGCAAAGCUGCAUCACUAGAGGCUCGGUCGCACAAUGCUCAUCACCGUGCGGAAGCAGCUGCCGAUCGAGCCGACAGCCAUCAUCAUGCGGCCCACCCCCACCAGCAUUGCCACACCCCUCCACCACCUCAUUAUUGUCCCCCUCCAAUGCAUCCCCAUCAUCAACCGUACCCUCAUCCCCAGCCUCAUCACGAGCCUCCCCACCACCACGGACCACAUCCCCAUGGACCGCCUCAUGCUGCUCCUCAUCAUGGACCGCCUCAUCAUCCUACUCACCAUGGACCCCCUCAUCAUCCUCCUCAACAUGGCCAUUAUCCAGGUCAUUUCUAAACACACGAUGAGAUAAAGAUGAAAAAUGCUCUCGAACUGACACUGACGAUAAAGUAAUAGCCAUGGAAACAGCUCCGUUUAUAAACAGAACAUCCUAUUUUUUACGCCCGCCCCCCCCCCCCUCCCUUUUGAAGAAAAAAAUAGUAUCGUAUCGGAAAGGAUUAAAAUCAAAACUUUAAAUUAACCAUAUGCACACAGGAUGAAACGAAUAUAUUCCCACCAAAUAAUACCAAAGUAUAUUAUAGUAACACUCAAUUUAAGAUCUUUAUAUGCUUUGUUAAUAUCUUUAUUUGAUGGUGAAUGAGACCAAAAUGACUAUCAGCCUAAUAAUAUCGAUCCGGUCAAAACGGAUUAUGUACAUGUAUAUAUUUUCUUGAUUGUUAAAUAAAUCACAAAAAUAUACACACAUGUAUUCGUAUAUGCUUAUGUAAAGGGUUUGCAAUCAUGCCAAAGAAAAUAUUUCCAUAAAAUCUCAUUAUGUCGAUUUCAUCACGAUAUUCAUGUAAAUAUAAUAGUCCUAUAUUCUUUCCUUAAAUCAAUAUUGACAUUUAAAAUGUUCUUAUCUCUGCAUUCCUCUAUCUCUAUGAAUGUAGGUCUGGCUGUUAUUAGCUGAAUUAAUGUAAAUAAUAUUCUUCAGUGUGUUCUUUAUCUCACGCCUUACACGUCCGGAACAUUACGGAACAAAAUAAGAAGAGAAAGAAGCACAGUCAAUAUAGACAGGAGGCUUGGUUAAACGAUGGGUAAAAUGCACGUAAUACAAUGCGUUCUGCCAACUUUAUCAUGACAUAUGUAUUUGUGAUAAUAUCUCUUUUGAAUGUAAAUGCAAUAAAUAUAUUUCUAUGAAAAAGAUCGAA